AUGGAUCCUGAUUUGUAUCCUCCAGCAGAAACGCUUCCUCGCGGCAAGGCUGCUUCUCCCGUUGCUCACGGCAAGGCUGCUGCUUCUCUGGGCGAGUCCCUCUCUGAAGACAGUUCCGACAGGUUUUUUGACUGCCGGACUUCACUCAGCAGCAGCAGCAGCAGCAGCAGCAGCAGCUCUGAGGACUUGACCUCCGGUCCUCCCUCCCACUAUUUUCCUGGUUCAUCCGCUUAUCCUCCUCCUCCCCCUGCUGCUCCUCCUGCCCAUCCACCCCCUCUGUUCGGGCCGACCUUCUCUCCGUACCCUCAUCUCUAUCCUCCUCCAUAUCCUCCCUCCCCGCCUGUUCCUGGUCCAUCCGCUAAUCCUCCCCCUCUCGCCCCUAUUUUUGAGGCACCUCAAAACUCGACUUCCGUUUCUCCCUCCCCCUCUGUUCCUGGUCCAUCCGCUUAUCCUCCCCCUCCCGCUCCACCUCCUCCUCACCCUCCCCCCCUCUUCGGACAGACCUUCCAUCCAUACCCUCAUCUCUAUCCUCCUCCGUAUUCUUCUCUCAAUCCCUUUUUGCCACCUUCCCUCCCUGCUACUCCGUUCAACUACCCUCUUCCACCUCCCCCUCCUGCGCCUCCUCCUGCCUUUGCUCCUCCCUCUCGUGCCACUCUCUUUGAGCGAGUAGAGCCCACAGAAGCUGCAUACCCCAUCCUCGUUUCUCUGCGCCGAGAGGCAGCAGCAGCCGCUGCAGAGGCAGCAGAAGCAGUCAAAACCGCGUCUGAAUUGCAGCGUUUGACAGCAUCUGCUUCUGGCAGGGCGGCAGCCGCCCAGGCGGAAGCUACAGUCGCUGCUGCGGAGGCAGCUGCUGCCGCGGAAGCUUCAGGGAAGGCAGGGAUCGAGUCAAAAGUUGCUGCAGGGAAGGCAGAGAGAGUAGCAGCACGAUUUGCUGCGAUUCUUGCUGAGAGUUUUGGUGAAGGGAACGAAGGAGAGGAUACUUGGGAGGUUGAAGAACGCACAGGGAUUGAGGAAUACGAUAAGACUGAAGUGCGCACUCACUCCGAGGAAGGCUUGCAGGCCAAAGGGGAGCGCACAGGGAUUACAGGUGAAAGGGAGGUUGAAGAACGCAAAGCAGAGAGACAGGCUGAAGGGCGUGAAGGCCACCACUACACUGAAGAAGGCUUGCAGGCAAAAGGAGAGCGCACAGGGAUUACAGGCAAAAGGGAGGUUGAAGAACGGUUGGAGGUUGAAGAAGACAAUAAGUCUGAGGGGAGCCCCCACACCGAAAAAGGGUUGCAGAUUAAAGGAUAUCCCCCUCUGGAUUCUCCUGCUUCAGGGGAGGGUUUUGUCAGAGGGGGAGGUGUGGAGGAGGAGAUGAAACGAAAGAGGGAGGGUAAGGAAGCGAGGGAAUUUGCUGCUAUGGGUGGGGAAGGAGAGUGGGAGAGGGAGCAAGUAGCCGAGGAGGAGGAGGAGGAGGAGGAGGAGGAGGAGGAGGAGGAGGAGGAGGAGGAGGAGGAGGAGGAGGAGGAGGAGGAGGAGGAGGAGGAGGAGGAGGAGGAGGAGGAGGAGGAGGAGGAGGAGGAGGAGGAGGAGGAGGAGGAGGAGGAGGAGGAGGAGGGAGGGACAAACGAACUUGAGGAAUAUCAACCACUGCUUCCCCGUGGGUUGGAGGAGCGUCGGACUGCAGAGGGAGCAAUGGAUGUGGAAGGAGGAGAGGGGGGUGGUGGGGAAGUGCAAUGGGAGCGUGGGGGGAUUGGGGGCGUGUUGGGAGCUUGUUGGUGGGCUCUGCUUUGCUUCUAUGGGCGUGUUGUUGGAGCAAGUAAUAAGGCUCUGAGUCUCGUGCGUCUCAUGCCCCGGGGUGAGGGAAAUGAGGGAGGGAGCGACAGGGAUGAUAUGGAGAUGGAUGAUGUGGUAGGGGUGCGUGGAGAGGAAGGGGGAAAGAAGAGGAGGAAGAGGAAGGGUGCGGAGAGGGGAGUGGGCAGGGGAGUGGGAGUGGAAAGGGAUGAUGUGGAGUGGGAGCGAGAGCAGCAAGAGCAACUGGCCCUCGCGCAGUGGCAGCAGCAGCAGCAUCAGCGCUGGUCGCAGCAGCAGCAGCAGCAGCAGCAGCAGCAGCAGCAGCCACAGCAGCAGUGGCAGGAUAAUCACGGACAUGCUGAUUUAAUUCAAUUGGACGUCUUUCCCCCUCAUGCUCCUCCUACUCCCUCUGCACCUGCUGCUCCUGCUCCCACCACCGCUCCUUCUCCUGCUCCCUCUGCCCCUCCUGCUGCUGCCUCUGCUGCAGCAGCAGCUACUGUCACUGCACUCCCAGCUCCUCAACCCCACCUGCCCCUCCCCCCAUACACCAUACACCAGUCACAAGCGAAUCUCUUCUCUGACACGGCUGCCUUUGCAGUCUUUCCUCCUCCCGCUCAUGUGAAUGCAAGCAGCAAGGCUCCUGCUCUUUCUCACUCUGCAAGCACUCACACGCCCUCUGCUCGUGCGCCUGGUUGCCGAGUGCUGGUGGUGCAUCGGGGGGAUAUCACCAAGUGGUUUGUCGAUGGUGCGACCGAUGCCAUUGUCAAUGCUGCAAACGAGACGGUUCUUGGUGGGGGCGGGGUGGAUGGAGCCAUUCACGAUGCAGCAGGCCCAAACCUCCUGAAGCUCUGCUACGAUCUGCCCGUGCUGAGGAAUGGCGAUCGCUGCGAAACAGGUGGGGCAGUGACAACAGGCGGUGCCUUUAUGGUAGGGAGUUGGCUGGCAUCUGUGCUGAAAGCGCCAUUCAGGUAUCCCCCUGUGAAGGGCGCUAAGGAUGCUCUAGAAGUUUUGCUUAGAGAACCGUGGGGGUCGGUGCAAGAGGUGCACUUUGUCCUGUUCGACAAUAAGAUGCUGAACGACUGGCUGGCUGCUAUCCGCACUGCCAACCUGCCACAGCUGAAGCUACAACGAUCACCACCGCUGCUGCCGCAGCAAUCGCGAAAUGAAUCAGCACAACAGCAGACGAAGCAGAUGGUGAAAGGGGAGGUGAAAGAGGGGUCGGGGAAGAAGGCGAAACUUCAAGCGGCAGAGGUAGGAGGAGAAGCAGCACGGCCUGCACAGCAGGAGGAGAAAAGGAAAAUGCAGCAGGGAACGCCACAGCAGCGAGUGGAUUUUUGA
Closterium sp. Naga37s-1 is the source of this 3114-nucleotide messenger RNA. The record is from the annotation of a GenBank genome assembly. Lineage: Eukaryota; Viridiplantae; Streptophyta; Zygnematophyceae; Desmidiales; Closteriaceae.